AUCGUUCUCUCUCUCUCUCUCUCUCUCGCGGACACGCACGGAGGCACGAAGAGAGAGAGGAUGGCGACGACGCUUUUCGCAGCUCCGCCGUGUCACCGCCGCCCUCUCUCCCGCCGCCAUUGCUUCAGCGGCGGAGCUCCGCGGUUGGAUUCGUGGGGGCCGUCGAGUCGCGUCCGUCGUGCUCCUAGCAAGCUCAAUUUCUCCGCCUCUUCUUCUACUCCGACUUCUUCCUCCGUCGUGGAAGAUGGCCUCCCUCCUCCGCCGCCGCCGCCGCCGCCGCCGUCUGACCCCGCUCCUCUCCGGCCGGCCUCCGCCGUCGAAGGCGGUGACGUCGCUCCUCCGAGGGGUUGCAAGGCCUGUGGGAGAGAGGAACUAGAGAGGGGAUGCAAUGGAGAGGGGAGGAUACAAGGUGGCAUUGCGACAGUCCCAGGCUUUGGUUGGUGGCCAAUAAAGGCUUACAGGCCUUGUCCUGGGUUUGUAGCAUCUGGCGGUCGAUAUCGCCGGCAGGGGCAAAGCAUGGAUGAGGUUGCUUUUGGAAGAGGCGGUUCUGCAUCUGGUGAUGAAUCUGACUCAAGGUAAAGUUCUUGAAGCAUCAGCAUGUUUCAAACUGGGUAAGCUACUGAUGAAUUCUGCAGCAAGAAAGGGCGAGAUCGGAGGAAAUUCAAUAGAUGAUACUUUCCCAUUCACGAUAGCCAGACAAGUUCACAAUCCUACUGGCCUCCUGGGACACCUGGAAAGCCGGAAGAGAAGUGAAGGGAUGAAUGCAUAUCAUCUGUCCUCAUCUUAGCUACGUCAGUUUCUGAUGCUUGGACUGCAGGGUGCGGUGAUGGUCAAUGUAUCUUUCUUGUUAAGUACUUUCUUUUGGUUGCACUUAACAUCAACAAAUAUACACAUUACCUCUGAGUCUUGAAUGCUUUCAACUGCUCUGCUUCCAGCAAACGAAAUAGAACAGCUCCGCAAAGACUGCAAAUAAUGUUGUACCUCAUUCCUUGGAUGGUCGAUCAAUAUUGGAGUAAAAGAAACAAUAUAAUUGAAUUUGAA
Eucalyptus grandis is the source of this 1041-nucleotide messenger RNA. Its product is annotated as actin cytoskeleton-regulatory complex protein pan1. The record is from RefSeq and is a predicted model, not a curated record. Gene Ontology annotation, cellular component: chloroplast. The transcript has 3 exons. NCBI's taxonomy places the organism in Eukaryota, Viridiplantae, Streptophyta, Magnoliopsida, Myrtales, Myrtaceae. Bases 61 to 579 code for a protein of 172 amino acids.